Messenger RNA from Pyricularia pennisetigena, 1542 nucleotides. RefSeq lists its product as uncharacterized. Bases 1 to 1542 code for a protein of 513 amino acids. The transcript is spliced from 2 exons. The record is from RefSeq and is a predicted model, not a curated record. Lineage: Eukaryota; Fungi; Ascomycota; Sordariomycetes; Magnaporthales; Pyriculariaceae. Gene Ontology annotation, molecular function: protein binding; metalloexopeptidase activity. Gene Ontology annotation, biological process: proteolysis.
AUGCGAUCAACACCAGGAGCACUGGCGGCCCUGGCCACCGUGGCGGCGCAUCUCGCCGCGGCCCUGGUUCCCCGCGACGCACCAGAAGCAGCAGCAGUAGCCGCAGCAGCAGUAGCAACAGCACCACCGACGACGGCAGCGAUGGCGCUCCCCUUCCCGGCCCAGGUGGCCAUCGACGACUCCAACCUGGCCAUGUGCGCCAACGCCAACUGGCCGCCGACGUCGACGGGCGUCGGCGAGGUGAUCAGCGCGCAGCUGCCCGACGCGGACCUGCAGGCGGCGCUCAAGGAGGUGGACCCGGCGCGGCUCCGGGCGACGGUCGAGAAGCUGGUCGGCUUCGGCACGCGCCACACGAUGUCGACGCAGACGGACCCGAAGCGCGGCAUCGGGGCCGCCAGGGACUGGAUCGCGCAGGAGAUGCGCGGCUAUGCGCAGGCCGCCGGGGGGAGGAUGGAGGUCACGGUGCCCGGUUACGUGCAGGGCGUCGCGUCGCGGAUAUCGUUCCCGGUCUUGAUCAGCAACGUCGUCGCGACGUUGAAGGGCGACAAGGAUCCCGAUAGGGUCUAUGUCAUCUCGGGGCAUUAUGAUAGCCGGGCGACGGAUGUUAUGAACUUUGAGAUUGAUGCGCCGGGGGCGAACGAUGAUGCUUCGGGUGUUGCUUUGGCAAUGGAACUCGCCCGCAUCUUUGCGACGCGCCGGCCAGCCGCGACGAUUGUUUUUACCGCCGUGGCGGGCGAGGAGCAGGACCUUUUCGGGUCAAGGUUCAUGGCUCAGACGUUCCGCAACGCGUCGGUCAACGUAGAAGGCGUGCUCAACAACGACAUCAUCGGAUCUUCGACGGGAUCCCGAGGUGAAAAGGACCCGCACACGGUCCGGGUUUUCUGCCAAGGGGGAUCGCCACCGGGCGAGCCCAAGGAUCGGGCGGAGACGCGGGCCGACAUUGGCGGGGAGAACGACUCGCCGGCGCGGGAGCUGGGGCGGUUCGUGGCCGAGGUGGGCGCCAACUCCUUCACCGACAUGAAGGUGGCGCUCGUGUACCGGCUGGACCGGUACCUGCGGGGCGGGGACCACAGCAGCUUCCUGGACGCCGGGUACGGGUCGGCGGUGCGCUUCACGGAGCCCAACGAGAACUUCAACCACCAGCACCAGGACGUGGGCAAGGCCCCGGACGGGACCGUGCUGGGCGACCUGCCCGAGUUUGUCGACUACGACUACGUGGCCCGCGUCGCCAAGGUCAACCUGGCGACGGCGUGGUCGCUGGCCAACGCGCCGCCGCAGGUCCGCAACGUCACGGUGGACACGGAGGAUUUAUCCAACGACACGGCCCUGUCGUGGGCCAAGAUCGCCGGCCCGGCUGCGGCGCUGGUCAAGGGCUACGAGGUGGUCUGGAGGCCGACGACGGCGAGCAUGUGGACGCACCAGCUGUUCGUCGGGGACGUCACGAGCGUCAAGGUGCCGCUGACAAAGGACAAUGUGAUUUUUGGGGUGCGGAGUGUGGGUCAGAAUGGUUACAAGAGUCCUGCCACAUUGCCGUUUCCCUGA